Molecule: messenger RNA, 2055 nt
Organism: Pseudozyma hubeiensis SY62
Lineage: Eukaryota; Fungi; Basidiomycota; Ustilaginomycetes; Ustilaginales; Ustilaginaceae
Product: meiosis-specific transcription factor
Exons: 1
Coding region: 1-2055 (684 amino acids)
Biological process (GO): regulation of DNA-templated transcription
Molecular function (GO): DNA-binding transcription factor activity; sequence-specific DNA binding
Source: RefSeq, a predicted model, not a curated record
AUGGACAUGAAUGCCACCAUGUCCUCCUACCAAGGCUCUGGCGCAAAUAGCCCCGCCAUCGGUCACGGCCCGAACAGCCAAUAUUCACAUCCGAUCGUCGGCACAUCCUUGACUGCGCCAGCCUCUCCCUCAGGUGCCUACACAGCCUCGGCACUCGCCUACGCCAAUGCUCAGCUAUCGCAGUACGCAUCCACAGGAGGCUCUGCAGCCCUUCCCGCUCAUCUCAACCCUCACGCGCUCAGUUCUGCCCUCUCCGACUACUCGAUCAGUCUGCCCAACUCGGCCGCCUCUUCACCCGGCGCAACUCCACGUCGCCUUCCAGGCACCGGCACAUCGACUCCAGGCGGCAACUCGCGUGUCGCGGCGAGCGCCAUCACGGGCAAGAGGCUCAACUGGAGCGAGAUGAUCUGCCAAACCAUCGCCGAGAGCGAGAGCGGUCGUCUGGUCAUCCAAGACCUUUUCGAAGGCAUGUGCUCCAAGUUCCCCGAGAUCCGCGAGUGGGCUUUCGGCAAGGAUUGGGAGGCUCGGGUAAAGAACCGUAUCAAGUCGACCCUCUCCAUCAAGGGAAACCUCUUCGUCAAAGUUCCUAGACCCAGCAGCGCCGCCGGAAAGGGCAGUUGGUGGACGCUCAGUCCCGAAGCGCAGGAGGCCUGGAAGACGGGCCGUGUGGCCAACGUCGUCAAGAACAAUGCACACAGUCGCGCAGGGAGCGCUGGCCCCAGCAGCAUCCACGGCUCGCCAGUCCGCACCGUCAGCUCCAAGUUCGGAACCUCGUCCCACGCGGCCAACCCGCCUUACCUCAUUCAAGGUCCACACACUCACCAGAACCUCAGUCAGCGCACCUCUCCGCUUGGCCUUGGUCUCAACCAGGCAGCCAACAGCUACGGCAGCCCGUUGGCCAACAACUUCAACUUUGCCGAUUCCCUCUCACUCGGCGCAGCGGCUCAGAACAGCGCCCUUCCAAGCAGUUUUGGCCUGGGCGGCGGCGACGACACGAACCUGAGCUUAGGGGGCCAGCAACCGUCGGCUCCAUCCAUGCAAGAUCAGGCGCAGAACUCCCAGGCGAACAUGGCCACUCAGAACUUUGCCAAUCUCGCCUUCAUGCAGAACAACAACGCUCCCCAGCCCCUCGGAACCGCGCAAAGCGUGCCGCACCUCGGCGGUCCGCAGUCCAUGCCCUUCCCGGCGCAGGGGCAGGACAUGUCGGACACCAAUCUGGCUCAGUUUGCCGACUUUAACAACGCCGACUACGCUGCCUUGUUUGCCGGAAUUCCGGGCUUUGACGCCAAUGCUUUCGCAGCUGCCAACAAUACCAAUAACAAUGGUCAGGUCAACAUGGGCAUGGGCGCAUAUCAGAUGGAGCAGAACAACCAUCCAUUCGGUGGCAGCAUUCCUGGUGCCUACACGCUUCUGCAAAAUCAGCAGCAGCAGCAGCAGCAGCAGCAGCAACAACAACAACAGCAGCAACCACAGCCGGGUCAAGCCAACAAUGCCGGGUAUCCCAACUUUGGGGCCAACCUCUAUGCGAGCUUUCAGCCAGGAUCUCAGCAGAUGCCUGGUCAGCCACAGCGCAACUUGAACCAGAACCAGAAUCAGAGUUCGCUCCAGGGCACACCUUUGCAGCAGCCCCAAUCUCUACCGUCGCAGCAGAGUCAGCCAUCUCCGCAGCAAGGCCAGCAGUCGCAAUCUCACCCAGGACAGCGGCAACAGCAACAGCCACCGCAGUCGCAGUCGCAACAACAACAGCAGGGCCAGAACAAUGGCAGCAGUUCGAACGGCAACAGCAGCGUCAGCGGUGUCACUCCUGGAUACAGCGGCAGCUAUCCUGGUUCGAGUCCGUUCCCCUCUGGCAACGGGCUGGAGGGUCCUUCACCAGCCGACUCGACGUGGUUCUCGUUCACUCCGCUUGUUCAGGCCAAUGACGGCAACGACGGCAACAACAGCUCAUCGGCGCUCGGGCAAUUGGGCGGCGAGGGAUCGCGCAAACGUCGAACGUCCGAAGGCUUGCGCGAUCUGACCGACUUCCAACUCCCACCACCUCAGUCUGGCUCCUAG